Vespula vulgaris is the source of this 8618-nucleotide messenger RNA. RefSeq names its product zinc finger protein chinmo (gene chinmo). The transcript has 7 exons. The coding region runs from base 1253 to 2785 and encodes 510 amino acids. NCBI's taxonomy places the organism in Eukaryota, Metazoa, Arthropoda, Insecta, Hymenoptera, Vespidae. Gene Ontology annotation, molecular function: protein binding. The record is from RefSeq and is a predicted model, not a curated record. Gene Ontology annotation, cellular component: nucleus. Gene Ontology annotation, biological process: regulation of transcription by RNA polymerase II.
UACCGCCAUAAAAAAUUGUUGCCUCUUUCGUUAAUUUACCAUCAAGUGCAUUCUUAUCCGCUUGUCCAUUACAAAGUAUCGAUCUCUCCUUCUUCGAAUAGUAAAAAGGAAGUCGUCCUAUAUCUCUUUAAAAGGUUACUCUGGUCGUGCUCACGCUAGGCAAUAUUUUUCGCGCCUAUCGGCGGUGUCGUUGAUACUCCGAAGCGAGACGCUUCGGUGUCACCUGCCUCAUUUGACUAACAAAUGUCAAAGGAAACACCGGCCUUCGUUUCUAAUGGUUAUAGAAAGUCGUCUCCUCGCUAGGACGCGCACAAAAGGCUCGCGAUGCACGUCUGGUUAAAAAAACAUAUUGUCGAGUCGACCUUCGUAAAAAUCAUCGAUCCAUUUAAAAAAUCCUUUCAAUUCUCAUUCCAUCGAAUACUAGUCGAUCGAAAUUUAAGCCAAAUUGAAAUAAAAAUAAUGCGAUGGAGCGGAGCUGCCUGUAUAAAAUAUCGAUCGAGACCGAGAAUAAGAAUCUCUUUUUUUCGAGUGCGAUGGAGGAGGACAAGGACAAGUAGGGAAAUAAAAAGGACAGAUAAGAAGGUGGAGGGAAAAAUCGGGAUGACGAUGGUGCGCCGCCCCUUGCAACGUCAGCCCUGGCUGAAGACCAUCCCACGUAGAGAAUCGGUCGGAGGACUUUCUAGCGAAAGUGAUGGCCGUGGUGGUUGUGCGUGGAAAGGAAAGGAACGCGAAGGGAUGGCAUGGCAUGGCAAGGAAAGGAACGGAAAGGAAAGCCAAGGCAAGGCAAGGCAAGGCAACGCUAGGCAGAGCAGGGCAGGGUAAAGCAAGGAAAGCAGUAGCAGCGGAGCAGUGGGCUGAGGAAGAGGAGAGAGAAUGCGUGGCGGGGGUGGCUAGGUCUGGGUUCUGGACGGUGGAAUCGUAGGUGGAGGUGGCGGGAGAAGGUUGGUUGGUCGUUCGGAGGACGUCGUUGACGACGACGACAACGACGACGACGACGACGACAACGACGUUGGAGGAGGCGGUGGGUAUAACCUUGCAACCCUCUUGCGUACGUCGAGGAAGGGGAAAUGACAGGAAUCCCGGGAGAAAGAGGGAGAGGGGGAGAAUGAGAGGUAGAAAGAGGUGGUAAAGAGAGAGAGAGAGAGAGCAGUGGUGGUGGCGGAGGUGGUAGUAGUGGUGGUGGAUUGAAGGCAGUAGUCAGGGGUGCAACCGUACAGGGCGGUAGUGACGGGCGUGACGUAGUCGGUGGAGGAUGUACGCCCCUGUCGGCGAGGGUACCAGCAACCAACGAUCAGCCCUGGUCAAUCCAUGGUGGUUUCAUCCGCCAGCUGGACGUACAGUUGGGCACGAGCGCGACCAAGAAGGGAAAUACCUGUUCGAAGGUGGCAGUGACAGGGGUGGCGAAGGUCACGGGGUUGGGUCUAGGGGUGGCAUCAUGGACUCUCACCAGCAUCAAUUCUGUCUUAAGUGGAACAGUUUCGGUAGCAAUCUAGCAACAGCGUUCUCGAAUUUAUUCAAAAGCGAGAGUCUCACCGAUGUCACCCUCUUCUGCGAGGGAGUAACGUUCAAAGCUCACAGAUUGAUCCUCGCAGCAUGCAGCAAACAUUUUCAGGAGCUCUUCGAAGGAAUGCCGCCUUCUCCCGCAGGACUGAUCGUUAUUCUCGACGGGACGAGCGCUCACAAUAUGGCGUCGCUUCUCGAAUUUAUGUACCGCGGAGAAGUACACGUGUCUCAGGAAUCUCUGAGCUCUUUCCUCAAGGCAGCGGAAUGCCUUCAAGUAAAAGGUCUGUCGAUCGAGCACGAGAAACUAGCAGUGGCGCAGAGACACGCGGCUGAGAGCAAUAAUUCGUCGACGGACACCGGCGGAGAGGGUGGCGGAGGAGGCGGAGGUAACGGAGUCGGCGAAGUCGGUGCACCAGGAAGUAUCGGUGGUAGCAGCAGCGUUGGAGUCGGCGGUAGCAUCGCCGCUGGUACCGUAUCUACUACGAGCGCUGCUGGAGAUAGCGGAGCCGGUGAUAUCACCGAUCUCAGCGAGGCCGGUGAAGCUACGAUGCUGAGGAACAGUAUAAAAAGAUGCAGAGACGCAACCCCUACGCCUGCGCCGUCCCCGGCACCUGCAUACACCGUACCCAACAUGUACUCUCACUAUUUCGAAAGUCCCCCAAAGAGGUUAAUGAGAUCGCCGAGCGACAUCGACACGUUAGGCAGGGCGAGCGUGUUGCGCGACGGUGCAGCGUUCCGACCAGCCUCAGCGCCGCACCCUCUUCUUUUGGAGAACCACUUUUAUCAGCCCUUUGCCCAUCCCUCGGAAACACCGGCCCACUCGCAUACCGCGCCUCACACGCCAACGGAUCUCGAGCAGGAAUUGGAACAAGCGCGGUCGGAGGAACGGAAUAACUGUGAUAACAAGGAGAGCGUCGCGGAAGAUCUACGGAUAAAUCACGAACGUAUGUUAUUGACGGAUCGAGAGCGAGCAGAGAAAUUGGCAGAGAGAUUGUCGAGCGAGGUAUAUUCCGGGGGUAGGGGGUUCGAAGGUUACUGCUCAAAUUCGGAACAUUUACAACGCGGCGCGCAAAUGGGUUCCGCGAUGGUAUCGAUACCACCGGCACAUCCACCGACUCCAGAUCUCAGUCCCGCUCCGACUACCCCUGCCAUGUGGAAUACGAAGAUGAACAAGGCUGGUACCGUAUCGACCCCCGAGGACCUUUGCUCGACUCGUUGCAUCAUCGCGCACGUAGGCUGCACGUGGAACUCCGGUCGAUGUUGCAACUGGAGCCCUCCGUGAUAUCUCCCCGUUCUCUCACGAACCCUUUCCGUCCCUUCUCAUUCACUCUCAAGGCUCUUCCGAGCCGAGUUCUUCCAAUCGUGAACAGGAAGAAUGCCUCGAGAUGCUGCCGAGAUGCCGCUGCGAAGGAGCACUUUGCUUUGUCAUCGUGAAAACGAAAUGAAAUUCUUUUGACGAUCGUGGUGCUGCGUCUUGCGUUAUAACAUCUUCGAUUUGGAAAUUAAUCACCGGGCUGCGAUCUUAUGUGGCGACGACGACGACGACGAAGACGACAUAAAAUUUUGGCGUUAACAUUCAACGUUUACGGAUCAUUAUCGUAACUUUUCUUUCGAAACGUUUGCGCUUCGAUAAUCGAAUGACACGACGAUAUCAACAUUAUAAAAAGCAGUCUUGAGUGAACUUUCGAAACUUCCGCAUUACAAGGUUCGACGAUUUUCAAAGUCGUGAUUCGUAUUAACCACGACGAGGCGCAUCGGGAGAACUAGGAGAGGUUAGCGGCUGGCUAGUCGCGUUAAGUUGCUGCUCGAGGUGUCACAAAGAAGCGACGAGAGAGCAAAAAAGAGCAGGAGCUUGAACGAGAGAGAAAGAGAAAGGUGCCGACGAAUUUCGAAGUCGCCGGCGUGUGCAUCGUGGUAUAUAUAUUUUCGUGGCAAGGCAGUCCUUUUUUUCCUGCCACGUGUCUACGUCACAGUCUCCGCUUCGGCGACGCUCUAACGUGCAGAAAGAGAGCAACGGAGCAGCCCGUGGGUAGGACCGAUUUACGAGAGCGUUUCUGUGUGCGUAAAUCCCUGUCUUUUUCUUCGUCAUCAUCGUACGUGUCUCUACUACGUGUACGUGCACGUGUACGUGUGUAUCUGUCUAACGCCCAUCUGGGACGGUUGUGCCUUAGAGCACGAGGACUCAUCGCCGCUCGUUGGUGUCUCUCUCUCUCUCUCUCUCUCUCUUUCCCUCUCUCUCCCUCUCUCUCUCCUUCCUCGCCUUCACGGUUUGAACAAAGUCUACAAAGAGGAUGCAGGCGAGCCACGGUGCAGCCACUGGGAACAUCUUUUGCUUCGACGAGCAGAUCACCGGGCGUGACGUUUACGACGCUGCCUGGUAAAACCUAAAGCCGUGAAGUCGCCAUUAUUUUUCGCGGUUUCGUUCCAACGAUCUUCUUCGAUGGAUCGUUAGACGAGAGAGAGAGAGAGAGAGAGAGAGAGAGAGAAAAAGGAGAAGAACGAGCAUCCACGAGAAAUAAGAGAUAGAAACUUCCUUAUCGUUACACCAUCUCCUGACAUUAGCUCGCACCAGAUGAUAAAUGAGAGAUAGAGAGACCAUAACGCCGAUUAAAUCUUUGAUCGCUCGACUCAAUUUCGUGCCAAGAUGCAUAUCUCGAAUCGGCCUUUGCUUCUUAGUCGAUCUCGAUGCACGCCAUGUCGGCAUUAAAAAACAAUUUUGACCGACACGGCGUCCUUAAAUUUUCCUUUUUAAUGACUGCCAAAACGUAAUUCAGUCGUGACCUCGACUCUAUCGCGAUCGAGAGGAUCUCUCUCUCGUCGUCUUAUUUUGUUUCUUUUCAUUAAAAGUUUAGAUCAGAUUCUACAAGUUUGGAUUUUUAUCCGAGUGUACAUUAACGUCAUAACUUCUUUCAACUCGUAACUUUUCUCGACGACGACUCUUUUCUUCUUCUUUGUUCUUUUUUUCCCCCGGUUAAUUUCUAUGCGUUAGAAAACGUUAUAAAACGUUCGCAUUUGCCUGUGAAAUCUAUGUACAUAACUGUACGAGAUGUAUGGAAAGAUUCGAAGAACUAGGGAACGGUAUUUAACGUUGUAAGUGUCAAAACUCGCUAGAAGGAGGAAGAUAGAGAAACGCGAGGAAGAAAAAUCACUUCCUAUGUCUUCUCUCUUAGCAGUUCUACGAGAUACGUACAGUUAUACUGGCGUUAAAAUCUCACCUUCGUGCGGUCUUAAAAUUGCUUUUUUUUCCCUGUCAGGGCGUUCAGGCUCGAUCGUUAGAAGGAGAAAAAAAGGAAGGAGGAGGAGGAGGAGGAGACGAUGAUGAGGAAAGAGAAGAAAAAGGUGUCCUUUAAUCGUCUCUCGUUGCCUCGAAAGGUGAACGUUCUCACAUCUUCGAAUUACGAAAGAAUUUUCGAGAGCUCGUCGUUGAAUAGAACGAAUUCUUUGGAUAAUUUCUAUUUAAUAUCGUUCGUACUUCACCUCGAUAAUGAUAAUAAGGAGAAAAAAAAUAUAGAAAAAAAAAAAUAAAUAAAAAAAAAUUAAUUAAAGAUAUCCUAGAGAAAAAAUGGCGAAAGGGAAAGAAGGGUGCUUCCAACUUAAAUAUAACUUUCGUCAGACUUGAAGAUAACUUUCAUUUUUGCGGCUUUGCGGCGGAUCCAUCGAGAUAUAAUUUAUAGUGUGACGGAGAUAUGAAAGUUACGCGGCUAGGCUGUAACUCGUUAGAUCCAGUGGUAGAAAACCACAGGAAAUAACUCGAAAGUAUCCUACGGUUGGACGGUCUCGUACCAUUUUUCUUCUUCUUUGCUGCCAACUACGAUGUCUGAAACUUUCUCCUGGCCGUUCUCUAACGUCCAAGAAAGAAAUCGUCUAACGUUGAGAUCUCGUUAAUCAUAUUACUGCUUUAAACGUCUAUGAAUGAAGACACGAAAUUACCAGGUAGAAUAUAAUCGGACGAGAAGAAAAAUACGAGACAAUAGAUUUCAUAGAUUAAAAACGAUAGAUCGAAACAGGAAAUAGACGUUAUUACCUUAGAAUUUCUUUGAACAUCGAGGGUGCAAUGAAAGGGGAUGAAUGCUAUUCCCCUUUAAAAGGCACGCACGCAUGCACGUCCCGUAGCGAGUUUGAAUUAUUGAAGAAGAGAGAGAGAGAGAGAGAAAGUGCAGUUGCACUCGGCACGUGCAGGCAGGUGCACCGGCUCGAGCGACCUUCCGUUUCUUUCUUUCUUUUCUUUUUUCCUUUUUUUCCUUCUAUCCCCUACCUCUACUUUCUCAAACCUUCUUCUACUAUAACGUUCAACCCUUCUCUCCUAUCUCGCGCACGUGCCUCGUAAAAGUUUCAAUGAAGCGUGUGCGACGACUAUACACAUUGGAAACUUCCGAGUUGGAGAAGUACGCUUGCAUAUGGUCGCUCGAUUAAAAAUUAAUUCUUCCUUUCGUACUAUUAAUUCACUGUAGUCUUUUUCUCUCGAGAUUUUACCUGUACGAACAAAAAGUUUACCGUCUAUCGAUAUUCUCGAUUCAUCGACGACCGUUAUCGAGCAUUCAGAAACUUUUCUGUUCUUUUUUCUUUCUUCCAAUCGCGACGACGUUCUAUAAUAGUACACGUUGUAAUCGUUCUAUAAAAACAGCUAUCUCAUACUUUAUUCCUUCGAGCUAAUUGCAAAGAACCGAUUGCAAGCGUUUCUUUAACGUAGGAUACAGUAUUUUUCGUACGAAGAUAAUCGUUGAAGUUUUCAAAAUCAAUUCUCAUUGCGAAAACGCGAAUCCCUACGCACGUAUGUUAUAUCGUUACGUGAUCGAUCGGGGAAUCAGAAUCGUUCUUCGUUUUCUUUUCUUUUCUUUUCUUUUUUUUUUUUUCUUUUUUUUUCCCGUUCCAAAAUAUUUCGUCGUCCACGAUCACGAACUUUUUCCUUCGUAUUUCUGCCCGCACGAAUUAUCUUAUUAGGAAUCGUUUAAGCGGCACAACGCGUGUUUCUCUAUGUCGAACGAGUGCGUGUUGCGUCUAUGCGCGUUGGAUAGAGAUAGGGAGAUAGAAAAGGAGAAGGAACACACUCGAGGUUCUUAGAAUCAAUUAGAGUUCUUUCGUGUCUCUAUGUUGGCUAAGUCCUCGCCAACUUUUUCGUCCCACACCUCGUUGGCUUAACCUUCUACCAGUCGAAAAUCAUUGCACAAUGCAACACGUAAGCGCGCGAGUAAAGGUCUUUUGCUGCUUAGAUUCUGCAAUUUCGUGUAUGUCCCCGUCUCUCUAUUCUACCUAAGAACUUUCCUUUUCCAAAUCGUUUCCGUCGUAUCUCGAACGUCCUUCGUCUAUACUCCGACUUCAGAAUCUCUUUUUUCACGUCGAGAAAGAAAAAGAAAAUCGUUCGAUGAUGGAUCUUGCUUUUAACCAAUAUCUAUCGUUUUACACGGGCGACGAACGACGUGCUAAUUCUUUUGGAUUAUGAUAAUAUAUAUGUUCUAUUUCAUAAGAAACGUUUCUAUACGCGUGAUCUAUUUUUAAAUAAUAAUGCUCGUAAAAUAGACACGUUGACAGACCGAAAUAGAAUGGAAUUGUUAGAAAUUAGAUCGCGGAACUGGUGAGCGAGACAGCACGAUGCCGGUGCCGGACUCGUUAUUAUCUACUUUGUGCUACGAGCGAGCGAGCAAGAAAUACGUGCUAUUGGCGACGAAUAAAUAUCGUUUUCCCUUUGAGAGAACAAAAAAAAAGGAUAAUAAAAAAGAAAAAAGGGAAAGAAAGAAAGGGGGGUAGGUGAAGACAAAAGGGUCCGUCGAUGAAGCUGAUAAUAAAUCGUUGGAUAUUUUUCAGAAAGGAUGCGAAAGACUCUCGAUGUCUUCCAUCGAUGUGUGUCAUGGUCAGAUACAGUCAUACGGGUGUUUGGAAAUAUUAGAAAGAAUUUUGUGAACGCUAAAGCGUGUAUUGCUGCAAAUCGCACGCACGCAAUUUAUGUUACCCUAUAACGAAAAACCGAAUUUCCGAAUAUAAAGAGCGUAAAUGAAAAUCACGGAUCGUACGAAGUAACGAGCUUUUCUUUCUCUCUUUUUUUCUCAUAUUAAAUGACUGUUGCAAUUAAUUUCAUUACUUUGAUUAAUUCGUCAUAAAAAAAAAAAGAAGAAAAAAGAAUGAUUCUGUCUUGUUCAAUGGCGAUUGCGUUGAACGAAGCGAUUUAAAAAGGGCUUCGAUUUCACGUCGAUUUAAACGUGAUAUCGUAACUAAAGAGAGAAGUGUAAUUGUACAUAAUCGUGCGGUCGUCCUCUAAUUAACGAUAAAACGUGCGGAUCUUGCGCGUUCACCACAGCCGCAACGCUUUGAGAAAGAAAGAGAGAGAGAGAAAAAGAGAGAGAAAUAGAGAGGUAAUGCUUGCAAAAAAUUCCGGAGGAAAACCAAACGAUUCCGUGGGCGACUACCGGAGAGAGGAGAGUCUCUAAUUCGGGUUACUGCGAUCCUACCGCAUACUGCUACCCUCUGACCGAUCAAUACGAACCCCGGGGAUGCCUAUCGUGUCGUUUUCUCUCCUUGUCGGCACUUUCUCUCUCUCUCUCUCUCUCUCUCUCUCUCUCUCUAUCUCUCUCUGCACGCGCCUACGCAUUAAACUCGACCAACCGUGAUACUUGAUAAUUUGAAGAAAUUACAAUAAAUUUCGGUGCCUGAAAACUUGGACAGUUUCGUUCAUCAUAAAAGUAACACGAAAUUUUGUAUAAAAUGGACAAAAUAAAAGAGUCAAGAAAAAAAUAAAAGAAAAAGGAAUACGACAGUUUCGAAAAGAAAAUUUCAAAACUCUUGCGAUAUUACGCGAAGCACAAAGGUUUGUUACGACUGCACGCGUAUAACGUUCGCAGCGGUAAUACACGAAUAUCAAAGAGGGAAGAGGAGGUGGAGGAGGAGGAGGAGAAACGAAUUGAAAGCGCGAAUGAUACAAGAGAGAGAGAGAGAGAGAGAGAGAGAGAGAGAGAGAGAGAGAGAGAGAGAAAGAAAGACAGAAUGAUAGGUGACAAUCAUCUGGCUGGUUCGUGAUAGGAAAUAAUUUCUCGCUUCGUUCGUACAGACCGAUUCAUAUUAGAUCUCACGAUUUCUUUCAGUGAAAAUAAAAGCUUUGCUCGAUUUCAAGAACGCUCGAAAAA